This is a messenger RNA of Penicillium samsonianum, 396 nucleotides long. RefSeq lists its product as uncharacterized. NCBI's taxonomy places the organism in Eukaryota, Fungi, Ascomycota, Eurotiomycetes, Eurotiales, Aspergillaceae. The transcript is spliced from 4 exons. The annotation marks the transcript as partial. The record is from RefSeq and is a predicted model, not a curated record.
AUGGCUCAGCCUAUCCCACGUUAUUUGUUCUGCACGUACUGCGAGAUAGAUGGACACGAGGUUAUCUCUUGCCAUCAUCCCUUCGAAGCUUUAACCAGCUUUGCUGCAGCCGCUGGCCUUACAACUGGCCAGUCCGCCCAAGGCUCGGCUGCUUCUGGCAACCAGAAGUCCUACCGUGUUGCGCGCUGGGGUGGAGGAAAGAAGAAACGCUUCGUCAAUGACGCUGCGUCGGGUGUCCCUACUCAGGGCACCGGCCACCCAUCGAACUACGGCACCUAUCUCAAUCUAGCCGAGGCCCAGAUGCUGGCUACCUACCUCGAGCAGCAGCGACUUUACUGGCUCUGGUGCCGUGCGUCAUGGGCAUACAGUGCGAUUGAUAGGCUGCACCGGCAGCCA